Aspergillus heteromorphus CBS 117.55 is the source of this 656-nucleotide messenger RNA. RefSeq lists its product as uncharacterized. The transcript is spliced from 2 exons. Bases 1 to 456 code for a protein of 151 amino acids. The record is from RefSeq and is a predicted model, not a curated record. Lineage: Eukaryota; Fungi; Ascomycota; Eurotiomycetes; Eurotiales; Aspergillaceae.
AUGCCUAUGAACGAACUUGUUCGAUUGGGUUCGCUACCUCAAUCUGCAUUGCCGAGUCCUGAUACCACAUUUGACACAGCAUCUUCUCUUUUUCGGAAACUCGCUCGAGACCAGAAGCUCACACAACGAUGGCGAUCCCUCGACAAAGGCCCCUUCAAGAUCUGGUGCGAUGAUUUUCGACCGGCCAAUGUGCUCAUGGACGAGGAUUUGAAAAUCAUUGGAGUCGUAGACUGGGAGUUCACAUACGCUGCCCCGGUUGAAUUCACCUAUGCGCCACCAUGGUGGCUUCUUAUUGAGAAGCCAGAAUACUGGCCCGAUGGCCUCGAGGACUGGUGUGGGAAGUUUGAGCGCCGACUCCAGACCUUUCUGAAGGCGAUGAUUGACCACGAAGACGAGGCCAUUCGGAAGGGCCGGCUAGAAGACAACGCAGCGGCUUUCAGGUCCAAUGCUCGAUAGUUGGAAGAGUGGGGACUUUUGGAUUGCAUAUGCUGCAAGGAACAACUUCGCCUUUGAUGUUCCAGAAGCUUGAAGAGAUGGAAACAAGAGUUUUAGCAUGGGAUCCAGACGAGUACACCAAAUCCCGCAUAGAAGUUGCAAUGAAGGAGGCGGCGAAGGAGGAAGACGAGGUCGGGAAAGGCGAGAGCAGCAAGGUUGAG